GCAAUAAAAAUCAUUAUUUUCAAAAUUUAUUAAAGCGCAGUGCAAUUAUUGAACGGCAGAUCAGACACUCGGUGUGCGUCCGCCUCAAUAGGAAGAGAGAGAGGGCGGGAGAGAGAGGGCGCCCAUUGGACAGGCUCGCAUUCCAGCCCACGUGCCGACAACCUCAGAGCUCCAUAUAUUCCCGCUACUCAUGAGCUCCAAAUGUAGAGCAGAGCUACAAACACCAGCAUUCCUCCAUUGCCUCUCUUUCUACCACCUUUUGAUCCCCCACCAGCCUUUACCUCUAGCAAAUGGAAGAGCUAACCUCGCCCUCUUCCUCCUGCUCGCCGCUCUCGAUGCUUCAGUACCGCCUCCAGUGCCUCCUCAAUUCCCGACCCGAGUGGUGGACCUAUGUCAUUUUCUGGCGAGCUUGGCCUGACCAACAGAUGCUCGCCUUCGGCGAUGGACAUUUCCGCGGUAAACGCAGCGCAUGCGAUGGGGAACUCGACUCCUGCGGUGACGGCGAUGACACAGAGUGGUUCUACGUGGUGUCCCUCACGAGGUCGUUUAGCGCUGGCCAUGCGCGUGCUCCAGCGCCAGCACGUGCUUACGCAACGCAGGCCCCCAUCUGGCUUGCUGGCGCCCCUGCGCUUCAAAGCUUCGGGUGCGACCGAUCUUUCGAAGCCCAGCUCCACGGCAUCGAGACUCUCGUCUGCUUUCCCAUAAGCUCCUGCGGGGUCCUCGAGCUGGGAUCCUCCGACUUCGUUGAGGAGAACUGGAUGCUUCUCCAGCAGAUCAAUGCUUUCCUUUCUUCCCCUGAAGAAGAAGGCGUUGUUCCGCCCCCUGCUUCAAGACACCCGCAGCGCAAAAAUGCGGCAUUUUCCUCUUCUGUUGACUCAGAGCAUUCGCAAUCAGAGGACGAGCAUUUGUUGGGCCGGCGGCGGGCGAAGAAGCGUGGAAGGAAGAAUGGGGGUGGGAGGGAGAACGCCGUGAAUCACGUGGAGGCGGAGCGGCAGCGGAGGGAGAAGCUCAACCAUCGUUUCUAUGCCCUGCGUUCGGUUGUCCCCAACGUGUCGAGAAUGGAUAAAGCCUCUCUGCUCGCCGACGCUGUUUCGUAUAUAAAAGAGCUCCGCGCCAAGGUAGAGGAAUUGGAGGCCGAAGUGAAGAGGAGCAGGAUGAAUGAGGAUGGUAGUGGGGCACCAAGCUGCACCACGACUACCGUUAGCGCCGGGAUGGGAAACAUGGAGGUGGAGGUCAAGAUUUUGGGCUUCGACGCCAUUAUCAAGGUCCAUUCGGAGAAUAUGAGCCACCCGCCGGCGAAGCUGAUGGCUGCGCUGCGGAGCCUCGACGUUGAGGUCAGCCGCGCCUCUGUUUCAAGGUUUAAGGAGGUGGUGAUUCAGGAUGUAGUUGUCCGCGUGCCCGGCGCAUUACAAGGCGAUGACUUGCUUAGAUCCGCUCUACUUGCACGUCUCGAGAAGGACUGAAAGAUUUUUCCAUUUCCAUGUCUCUACUUUGCUUCCCGGCUACCAAUUAACGCACGCUUUGCAUUCUUUUGGUGUUCUAGCUUUUGUACAGAGGACAACGUGAAAGAAAGUCAGGCCGUCGGUGGUAAUAAGUGCAGGCUUUUCCACGUGGAAAUGCAAAGGAAAGUUCUUCAUUCCUUUUUUUUACUUUAAUAAUUUUUUUGUAAGUUUUUUUUUUUUAAUGGGCUCUUAAUUGCAGCUCCUUUUUCUUGUUGAUUAAAGUGCAUUAGCAA
Messenger RNA from Phalaenopsis equestris, 1735 nucleotides. Its product is annotated as transcription factor MYC4-like. Bases 291 to 1463 code for a protein of 390 amino acids. The transcript has a single exon. Gene Ontology annotation, cellular component: nucleus. The record is from RefSeq and is a predicted model, not a curated record. Gene Ontology annotation, molecular function: transcription cis-regulatory region binding; DNA-binding transcription factor activity; protein dimerization activity. Lineage: Eukaryota; Viridiplantae; Streptophyta; Magnoliopsida; Asparagales; Orchidaceae. Gene Ontology annotation, biological process: regulation of DNA-templated transcription.